Molecule: messenger RNA, 360 nt
Organism: Meloidogyne enterolobii
Lineage: Eukaryota; Metazoa; Nematoda; Chromadorea; Rhabditida; Meloidogynidae
Source: the annotation of a GenBank genome assembly
AUGUUGGAGCAAUUAUCGAUAAAUUCAAAUAGAAUAAAGAUUACACCGCUAAUCAAAAUACUCUGCCAAUUCAAUGGAGGAUGUUUACCUGAAUUACUUAAUUGUGAAAUGCGAAAUAAAUACACCGAAAAUCUACAAUUCAUACAAUCUCUUGCAAAUGAAGAUGUCACAGGAAUUGGGCAAAAGAAAUUUAAUCAAAGCAGCAUUGUUCCAGGAAAGAGAUUUUUAGUUACAAACCAUCUUAAAAAUCGAUUUAUCGAAGUGUAUCCCAAAAAUUUUACUAAUAUGGGCGCGGAUAGAAUGUUUGCUUUACGAGGAUAUUUAUCAAUAACAAUAAGGUUUUUAUUCAUUUUAUUAUAA